AUGCUAGCCGCCCCGCUGGCCAGACCAUUUUUGGCGGCGCCGCCAGCACCGUUGCCAAUCGCAGCCCCGCUAUUCGCGCCCGCCUUCGCCCCAGCACCGAUGUACGGAUCCCGAUUUUUCACCCCGUUCGCCCGGCCCUCGUAUUUCAUCCGCGGAAAGAGGAAUAGCUGCCUCGCCUCGUGCAUCGCAUUGGCCACCAGCCAACUUGCGGCCUGGCCGGCCACCUCGUAUUCGCCGUACUACCAGGCUCUCUACGGACCCGCGCUUGCCGCCGCCGAACCAGUGGUAUGG
Messenger RNA from Mesorhabditis spiculigera, 291 nucleotides. NCBI's taxonomy places the organism in Eukaryota, Metazoa, Nematoda, Chromadorea, Rhabditida, Rhabditidae. The record is from the annotation of a GenBank genome assembly.